UUUUAGUCUUUGAUGAGUGCCUGUGUAUUAAUUUCAUUGCGAACCACUUCAACCGCUUUCAACCAUCAUGAAAAUGAAAUCAGUGAGUCGAUACGAAUACUUGGUGUGGUUAUAAUAAGAACAGAUUCUUGUAUGCUGAGAAGUAGAUACAGAAAGUUGGCUUCUAAGACACAGUAUAUGCACUUCCUCAACUUCUUGCAGAUGAAGUAUAAACGUAAUGGAAUCAGGUGCCUGCCGUUUACAGUAAGUUUGAUUUGUUUCGAGGAGUGUGUGAGGAGGAAACUACUGUGUAUACGUGAUAUUCUGGAUGAAAAUUUCAUCAAAUAUUUGAAGCCCCCCAGUAUAACAGGGAUUACUUGCACACCUCAAUGAUAAGUAUCUCAACCACUUGGUCCUGUCUGUAUUCACAUGAAAUAGUGUCUUCUACAAACUAGUUCAAAAGAGGGGGAGUGUUAUCUCACCUUUCCCUGCCUUCCUCCUAAAUACAGUUCGUGUGUUGACACAGUCCUGUGCAAGCGUAUUUCCAGAAGCUGUUUUCCUGACCUGACCUUUGGUCUUAACUAUUAUCAAGGAAUUGACUUGUGGAACAAUAAAUCUAGAGGGUCG
Messenger RNA from Heterobilharzia americana, 606 nucleotides. The record is from the annotation of a GenBank genome assembly. Lineage: Eukaryota; Metazoa; Platyhelminthes; Trematoda; Strigeidida; Schistosomatidae.